GAAAGAGCUCAGCGGAACAACCUCUUUGAAGUGAAACGUUUAAACACACAAUGAGGACCUUCACCUUGAUAACAUCUCUACUUCUCUGCAGCCUCAACUGGAUCUCUGUCUCAGCUUCUGAGUCUCACACUGUGGACGUCCAGUCUGGUGGAGACGUCACUCUGAUGUGCUCCAACAUUUCCAGCACUCCAACGACAUCAGAAUGGUUCAGGGUGAUCAACAUAAAGAAGCCCAGCUGCAUCUCCACUCUUUACCCACAUGAUAGCAAUGCUUCCUACUGUGAUGGAUUUCAAAACAGAUUUGAGAUGAGCUCCAACAUCUCUACUGUCUUUCUUAAAAUCAAGAUGGUGGAGUUAUCUGACUCUGGAUUGUAUUUCUGUGGAAUCUUCAUAGAUAAACAUACAGUCAUUGUCAAUGCAACACAUCUAAAAGUUCAAGACUCUACCAUUAACCUAGAGGAGUCUGAUGGAAUGACAAACCUCAUGAGUGUGAUCCUGGGUGCUCUGACUGUUCUGACAGUUUUCCUCUUUAUAGUCACCAUUGUUCUGACUGUUAAAAUCAGUAGACCUCAGACAGCUGUGAUUGAAGAACAGCAGCCAGAAAGAAACCAGGAUUUGGGCUCAGAUGAACUGAACUACGCAGCUCUAAAUUUCCAGGCAAAACCCAAAAGAAGCCGCAGGCCGGCAUCAGAGAGAGAGCUGGAGCCACAUGUUGUGUAUGCUGUAUGCUAG
Molecule: messenger RNA, 731 nt
Organism: Etheostoma cragini (Arkansas darter)
Lineage: Eukaryota; Metazoa; Chordata; Actinopteri; Perciformes; Percidae
Exons: 5
Coding region: 51-731 (226 amino acids)
Biological process (GO): response to bacterium
Source: RefSeq, a predicted model, not a curated record